Messenger RNA from Aplysia californica (California sea hare), 1296 nucleotides. RefSeq names its product E3 ubiquitin-protein ligase TRIM56-like. The transcript is spliced from 6 exons. The coding region runs from base 1 to 1296 and encodes 431 amino acids. Gene Ontology annotation, biological process: positive regulation of DNA-templated transcription. Gene Ontology annotation, cellular component: nucleoplasm; chromatin. Gene Ontology annotation, molecular function: ubiquitin-protein transferase activity; zinc ion binding. The record is from RefSeq and is a predicted model, not a curated record. Lineage: Eukaryota; Metazoa; Mollusca; Gastropoda; Aplysiida; Aplysiidae.
AUGGCGUCUCUGACACAGCUGUCGGACGACUUCUACACAUGUGUCCUCUGUCUAGAGAAGCUGAAAGAUCCCCGCAGCCUCCCAUGUCUGCACACCGUGUGUCGCGCGUGCCUUGAAGUGCACGUGCAGAAAACACGUGAUGAGUGGACUUUUUGUUGUCCUGUAUGUGAACGCAAGUUGGAUGGGGCAAAACAGGGUCUGCCACUUUCGUCCGUUGACCAAUGGCUGGAGACUUUCACUCCCAACGACUUCCUCACGACCAUCAGCAAAGUGAGAUCUGCGCGUGCAGCCGAGAAAGCUUGCGACAUCUGUCGCCAGGAGCGGGUGCUGGUAGAGGCGACCUCCUGGUGCAUGAACUGUCUGGAGCUGCUGUGCCCUGACUGCCGCCGAGUCCACACCAGAUCCAAGGCGUCACGUGAUCAUUGCCUCAUUAGCGUGGACGAGUUGCAGAAUGAAAACACAGAGAAGCUGAUGAAGCGGACAUCAGAACGCGCCCUGUGUCCGACACAUUCGGACAAAACUGUGACCACUGUGUGCGUAGAUUGCAAGAUGGCGGCGUGUGACGUCUGCGUCGUACAGUCUCACAGCAAAUGUCGUAGGCUCGAGCAGAUGGAAAAAGUGAGCCCUAAUCUCCGUGCCGACUUAUUGGAAGCCAAAAACCGAGUGGACUCUUGCCGCCAGGGGGCGGAGGUGGCCAGACAAGUGUCAAGCGAGCAACUGUCGGCCUUGACCCUGUCCAAGGACAACGCCAUAGAGGAAACGAGACAGCUCAAAGAGAGGCUGCUGGACCUCGUGCGUCAGAAGGAGGAAAACACUCUGCGCCAUAUUGAGGCAGCUUACUCCAAGCAACGCGCCAUUUUGACGUCACAAAGACAUACUGCGGAAGUGACGCAUCAAGCGCUAGGAAAGACGAAUCAGUUCCUGGACAUUCUUAUGACGUUUGGUAACGACGUGGACAUUUUAAGGAACUUCGACGUUAUCGUGAAGAAUGUGACACAACUUGAAAACCAGGUCGGAAUGCGCUCAAACCGUGCAAACAGCACAGUUCUCAAGUUCAACACUGAUAAAAAGGCCGCAGAUUUUCUCAAAACAACAACUGGUCUUGGUGAUGUGAAACUUGACAAGGGCAGUCUAAGGAAAACAACUCAAGCCGAAUCAGCAGAAGCAAAAACCUCGGUUACUUCCCAUGUGCCAAAGAGGGCACAGCCGCGUCAACAAAAACAGGACAUGUCUUUGGUCAGGACGCCAGUGCGGAGCAAAACAACGCCAAGAGGAAGCAGCAGAGGUCUGUUUUAA